AUGACCCUUCUCAAGACUGUGAGCUGGCAUGUAGAUCUGCGAGAGGAUGAUCAGUAUAAGGGGAGAGUGCAGUAUUACCAGAACCAGACCCAGCUCUACCACACAGUGAGAAUCACUGAUCUGAGAGCGAGCGAUUCUCAGACAUAUAAGUUCAGAUUCAUCACUGAUGAUCCGGAUGGUAUUUACAGUAUUGGAUCUGGAGUCAGCCUGUCGGUCACAGAUCUGACGAUUGAAGUGUUGAACUCAGAGCAAGAAGAUAAGCGGCUGACCUGUAGCUCCACCUGCACUCUGACUAACCCCACCUACAUCUGGUACAGGAACGAACAGCCUGUACCUGAACAGAACGGAGAUGACCUGUAUCUUUGGGAUCCCACUGUGGAUGCAGGCAGCUACUCCUGUGCUGUGAAAGAACACGAGGAGAUCCGCUCUGCUGCUGUCUGUGGGUUUGAAGGUCUGCAGGUGAAAGUGGAAGGUGCUGCAGCUGCUCCUGCAGAAGAACAGACAGUAACACUGACCUGUAGCUCCAUGUGCUCUCAGUCCUAUUCCACCUACACCUGGUACAGGAACAUACAGCCUGUAUCUGAGCAGAACAGGUCAGUGGAAACACUGGAAACAGGCCAGAAUUACAGCAUCACCAGUAUCAGCUCCCAGCACAGCGGACUGUACUACUGCACCGCUCUCAACCAGCUCGGACAGCACAGCUCUGCACCCGCCCGUCUGGACGUGUUCUAUAACACAGCUGCAAUAUAUGCAGCUUCUGGAGUCAUCAUCGUUUUGCUUCUGCUAUUCAUCGCAGUCAUUUUGUGGAUGAGGAAACGAUCAGCACAGUCCCGCAGCAGAAGUGAAGGAAAUACUGGAGAGCCUCUGUCGGCUCCAGUUUAUGAAACUGUAUCAGACCUGGCCAUGACCUCUGGGCCCAGAGGAGCUGCACCCUCAGAUGACCAGGAUGAAGUUCAGUACUCCACUGUUCAGUUCAAAAACCCUCGCACAAAGAAAGUGCCUCUCAGCUCCACUGCUAAUCAGAAAAAUGCUGUAAAUGCAGAAGAGGAAGUGCUGUACUCCACAGUGGUCAAAGCUAACACAGGAGCUCCUCGGAAUGAAGAAAACCCAAUCUACAGCACGGUCCAUAAGUUUACCUGAGAAGAUCAACACUUUCAACCCCUAGCCUUUUUUUUAAGAAGAUGCAGUGUAUAGGAGUAAAUUGUAGAUACACAGAUCUCCAUCAAAAAUCACCCUAUCAAAAAACUAAAAAAAAAAAUAUCUUCUGUUUUUCUUGUACGCUGCUCUGUAACAGAAGAUGAUUUUGUGGCUUUAUAUUUUUUGCUCUUUUUUUGCAAGUUAACCCAACCUUCAGACUACCUGAGCUCAGCUGUCUGUACCACCAGAGGCUUCCAGUCUUAUCUGCAGAUUGUCAUUGCAGCCAAGCAGAUGCACACUUCAUCAUUUGCUUGAAGACGGACUAACUAAAACUUAUUUUAUUUUGCAGUCUGAAGUGUAGGUUACAUUGCAAAACUAAAGCUGAAUGUAAAGCUGUUAAAUUAUCAAAAAGUUUUAGUUUUCCAUGUGCAUAGUCAUAUACGCAGAGGUGGAAAGUAACUAAUUACAUUUAUUCUCAUUACUGUAAUUGAGUAGAUUUUAUGAGUAACUUGUCAUUUUUUAAUUUGUAGUUUUUAAAAUAGGUAAUUUUACUUUUACUCAAGUUCAUUUUGACACAAGUAAUGUACUUCACUACUUUGGAAAACUUCCUGUUACUGAGUAAAAAAUUAAAUGCUGGGGAAAAGAACAAAUUGUUUAAAUAAUAAAAAAAAAUGAGUUUUGUUCUCUGUGGCAGCACAGCAGAACUUUUCCCAGCAGUGUUUAUUACAGUUAGCAGGAGAGACGCUGUGUGAAUCAGCGGUGCCAGCUGAACCAGUGUUCUGUCGAGUUAUGCUACCCAUAGAUAUGUGCUUCUAUUUGGCACUGCGCAUGUGCCGACCAAUUUCAUGUUUUUAAUAAUAAUUCCUUAAGUUUUUAUUGGGAACAUUAAACAAUCUGCAUGAAUGUAAAAAAAAAACAUGUAAAUAUCAGAUAAAGCAUUGCAAUAGCAAGUUCAAAAAUAAUAAUGAACUGUAAAACUAUAAAAAUAUAGUUUAUAGUCACCUAUAUAAACUUUUUACCAGUAAAGAAAAAAAAUGGAUCAUAGAAACCUUGUUCUUAAAAAAGGUUUUAUGGAGUGGUCUGAACCAAUACUGAUUUGUACUAUUUUACAUCAAAUAAAUAAAAGUAAAUUUUAAAUUAAAUACUUUUUUUUUUACUUUUAUACGAGUAGAUUUUUAGAUGGGUACUUUUACUUUUAUAUGAGUAGAAUUUUAGCAAAGUAAAGUUACUCUUACUUAAUUACAAUUAUUCAGUACUUUUUCCACCUCUGCAUAUACGGUACAACUAGCAGUGAAAUGCUUUGACAGUAUUUGCCUGUAUUUUAUGGCUUAGUUUUAUUGUUUUGAUUAUGUUCUUGAAUGUAUGGGAAACUUCAAAGACAUUUCUUUAUCAAAAGAGCACUUUGAAGUGAUACAUUAACAUUAAUGUAAACAGUAAUAUUAAUGUAGUAUAGGAUUAAUGGCUUUACCAAUUUCAAGACAUCAUAUCGGCAUUACCAUUGUUUGUUUGUUGUAAAUAAUGUUUUUUUAUAAGAAAAUGACCAAAAUUAAUGUUGAAAUAUGUGUUAAAAUGUUAAUGUUUAUUUCUCAUGUACACAGUACAACAAGCAUGAAAGAGUUCAUGAUGAAUUGUCUGGCAUAUUUUGAAUUAGCCUUUUUUUAGCUUCAGUUUGUUGACAGUGUUAAAUUUUAAUUUUCCAGGGUUUGCUGAAAUAAUAAGGGGCAUUAAUCCAUCACAUUUGAAGCUCUCCAACAGUAAACCGAGUAAUAUAGGAGAAGUGUUAGUCAUUAGCAUUAGUCAGAUUGACCCUUUCCACUCGUUCACUUUCCUUCCAAACUCUGGUGAAACCCAGUAAAGGAGGAAGUCAAGAAGUGUACUCAAGGUCAGGUCUGUGAAGUUUCCUAGACCGGGAUUAAGCCUAGUCUUGGACUACACAAGAUUUUGAGUGGACUCCGUUUAAAGAUACUUGGUUUAAUGCCUGUACUGGAAACCAAUCUUUUCAUGAACUUUUUUUUUUUGCUGUGAAUUCCAACUUGUGAUACAGAGAUGCAUCUAGAGUCUUAAAAAUAUGUAAUGUUUUUGUUCUUCUGUGAAAUUGCUGUUUUAAAGUUUGUAAAGUUUUUUUGCACUCAUGAUUUGUAAUUUGUACUUUUGUAAUGUACAGUUAAACAAAUGACAUGUCUCUCCAAACCAUCACUGAUCAUCAGUAAAUUUUACAUUUCAUUUUUAAAUCAAGGCAGGCUGAGGAAGAGUGGAUGAAGAGACACACAGUCCAAGCUGCUCGAGGUCUAGUGUGAAGUUUCCACCAAUCAGUGAUGGUUUAUGGAUACAUGUCAUCUGCUGGUGUUGAUCCACUGUGUUAUAUCAAGUCCAAAGUCAGUGCAGUUUUAUGGAGAUGCUGAUUUCAUUUUCCAGCAGGAUUUGGCACACUGCCCACACUUCCAAAAGUACCAAUAGAUCUUAUGUAAUAUUUUAAUUUUCUGAGACACUGAUUUUUGGGUUUUCAUUGGCUGUAAGCCAUAAUGAAAUAAACACUUUAAUAUAUAAUAUAUGAGUUUCAUAUUUUUGUG
Messenger RNA from Astyanax mexicanus (Mexican tetra), 3707 nucleotides. RefSeq names its product low affinity immunoglobulin gamma Fc region receptor II-like. Lineage: Eukaryota; Metazoa; Chordata; Actinopteri; Characiformes; Acestrorhamphidae. The transcript is spliced from 9 exons. Bases 1 to 1140 code for a protein of 379 amino acids. The record is from RefSeq and is a predicted model, not a curated record.